AUGUCAUCGUCUAACAACGAUGCCGAGCUGGCCAACCCAGAGAUCAAGCCCCGUAAAUCCUCAUGGAAGGUCAUGCCGGUGCCCGCAGAACGACAAAUAUCACCCGAAUAUGGAGCGGGCUUCAUUAGCAGGUGGACGUUUAGUUGGAUGGGGGAUUUGAUGUCGACUGGUUACCGCCGUCCCCUGAAGAUCAAUGACAUUCCACUCCUCAACCCCAACAGAAGUGUUCAAAAACACAGUGUCACCUUCGAUGCCCAUUUCGCUGAGGCGAAAGCAUCGGCUGAUAUCAAGCACCCUCUUUUCACCGCCCUACACAAGACCUUCGCCCGCGAAUUCUGGAUCGGCGGUCUAUGUCGUUUGUUCGCUGAUCUAUUUACUGUUGGAAAUCCUUACACGCUUCGUUAUUUGAUCGAAUGGGUUCAGAAUAGCUAUUAUGCCCAUCUCCCGGGAAGCACUAUCAGAAAUCCGGAUCUCACGAGAGGAGUCGGGCUGUUAGUCGGCAUUAUCUGCAUGCAGAUAUUACUCAGCUCAUGCCAGAACCACUUCUUAUAUCGUGGAACUAUGGUCGGCGGACAGGUCAGGGCAGUUUUGACCAACAAAAUCCAAGAGAAGAGCAUGAAGAUAUCUGAGCGAGCUAGGGCUGGUGGGUCCGCCCAACCUCUUAUCAAAGACUCCGGGACCACAUUACACGAUGUCGACUUGGAUGAGAAACCCGGCAAGGAAAAGCCUCAAUCUUCUGAAAAGCCCAAAGAUGUCGAUCCCGAAGCCGGUUGGUCUAAUGGUCGCGUUGUUAACCUCGUGUCUAUGGAUGCUCAUCGGAUUGAUUCGGGUAUCAGCAUGAUCCACGUCGUGUGGACCUCACCGCUAAUCAUUUGCGUCUGCAUGGCUCUACUGAUUGUCAAUCUUCGCCAGUCCGCUCUGGCUGGCUUCGGAAUGCUGAUUUUUGCCAUGUUCUUCCUCGUCGUUGCCGUGAAAGCAAUUUUCGCCCGUCGCCAGGUAAUGAACAUGGCCACCGACGUCCGCGUGGGCCUAACGCAAGAAGUCCUCCAGGCGAUUCGACUAGUCAAAUACUUCAGCUGGGAGGAAAGUUUCAUCGAGCGUUUGAUUGAAAUGAGAGCCGACGAGACACGCCAACUGCAAGGAUACAACUUGAUUCUUAACUUUGUGACGUCUCUCGGACAGAGUCUGCCUGUUCUAGCCUGCAUGAUCACUUUCGUGACGUAUGCCUGUAUCACUAAAGGCGGUCUUGAUGUCGCUAUUGUGUUCUCAAGUGUUGCCCUUUUCAGUUCUCUCCUCACACCUACCGCUUUCUUACCCGCCUGUCUUGGUCAUGCCUCCGAUGCAUGGGCCAGUAUGACAAGAAUCGAGGAAUACCUUCUAGCAGAAGAGGUGGAGGAGGUGGAGGUUGACGAAAAAAUGCGAGAUGCGGUGAUAAUCGAAAAAGCUGAAUUUACCUGGGAGAAGGGACUGGCUAACCGAACUGCGGUCCUUGAUGAGGAUGAAGAGGAAGAGGAUGAGAGCCCGCAGGCCGUUCGGAAGUCGCUAGCCGCUUUAAGAGCAAGCAGAAUGUUCCAGGAUGGAGAAAUUAACUCUUACAAUAAUCGAGACUCGCUGUCUGCAUUGCGAGCGAGUCGAAUGUUCCAUGAUGUCGAUUACGACACUAAGGGGUUUGCAUUGCCUACCUUCGACUGGGAAGGAACCUCAAUUGCAGGACCUUCAUCGCGGUGGGACAGACCGGCAUCCUUUAUGCCGACUUCAUAUGGAUUUGAAAGACCCACUUCCUUCCUGAUGCCCUCUUUCUCGCGAGAUAGAUCCAAUACGAACAAUUCACAGGAUAGGCGUCUUUCCGUGGCGAGACCUAGAUCGACGAUAAGACCUAUGUCAAAUUGGUUCCGGCCUGAGUCAACCUUCCGACCUAAAUCGACUAUCCGACCUAUGUCGACUUGGUUCACGCGUCCUGCUUCGACCCUGAAACAUCCACUGGAGCGGGAAGAAGUCGGUAUAGUCCCUGCUCUAAGGUGGGAAGAUGGCGCACAUGCCUCCGAAAAGGGAUCAAAGGGGCGACGCGCAUCAGGUGCCGUCUUGUCGAGCCCGCCUUCCUACGAAGAGUCUUCAUCGUCGAGCACCUUAGCAGACGAAGCUCCUGUCCUAGCUCCGUUUUCAAUCCCCUCUAUCUCCCUGAAUAUCAAACGUGGAGAGCUCUUAGCAGUUAUUGGCGGAAUUGGAAGUGGGAAGUCCUCUCUUUUAUCUGCUCUAGCUGGUGACAUGCGCAAGGUACGUGGAACUCUUAAGUUCCACUCUGAUUGUGCCUAUUGUCCCCAGACAGCAUGGAUCCAGAACGCCACCGUCCGCGAUAACAUCCUCUUUGGUGCUCCCUAUGAUGCUACGUGGUACGACAAAGUAAUCACCGCAUGUCAGCUCCGUCGCGAUCUGCAGAUCCUCUCCAACGGCGAUGCUACAGAGAUUGGAGAGCGAGGUAUCAACGUGAGUGGCGGACAGAAGCAGAGGAUUAGCUUGGCACGAGCCAUGUACUCCAAUGCCGAUAUCCUUUUCCUGGAUGAUCCGCUAAGCGCCGUGGAUCCAUACGUCGGACAAGCUAUCUUCGAGGAGGCAAUUCUCGGAGCCCUUGGAAGCAAGACAAGAAUUCUCGCAACCCAUCAAGCUCACAUCCUCAGUCGUUGUGAUCGGAUUCUGUGGUUAGAUGACGGAAAGGUCAAGGCGCUCGGCAGCUUUGCCAAGCUGAAGAAGAAGUAUCCUGACUUUGCUGCUCUAGUAAAGGAAGCGGAGGGAAAUCGGGAGAAGGCAACGAAAGAAGAUGCAGAGAAGAAAGCCGACAAGCCCGAGGAAGAGAUUACUACAGUCAGAAAGCUUGCUGGAGAUGAUACCAUGCCGGAGCUCAUGCAAACCGAGGACGAUGUUGAUGGUGGCAUCCCUUGGUCUGUCUACAAAUCCUAUCUUGCCUGCUCCCGAAGCCCCAUCGCUAUCACCUUAGCUAUCCCGCUUCUCUGUCUCGCCCAAGGCAGCGCCAUUCUCUGUGGGUUGUGGCUCGCCUGGUGGGCAUCUGACAGGUUUGGGUUCGAAAGAAACACAUAUAUCGCCAUUUAUGUCAGCCUUGGUUUGUGUCAAGCCCUUUGUCUCUAUCUUUUCAGUCUUUGCAUUUCGAUUCUCUGCACCAGCGCCAGCAAUGUUAUGCUCGACAAAGCAACCAUAAAGAUUAUGCGCGCACCAGUUUGGUUCUUCGAUACUACGCCACUUGGCAGAAUUAUGAACCGGUUUUCGAAGGAUGUCUACGUGAUGGAUGACGCUCUGCCAGAAUCGCUGAGACUCUUCUUGGUCGGAACUGCGAUGGUUUUGGGCAUUCUCUCACUUAUCGUGUCUGAGUUCCACUGGUUUGGCAUUGCCCUUAUUCCCUGCACUGCCAUCUUCUUUUUCUCCGCAUUCUACUAUCGCGCCUCUGCGCGUGAGCUCAAGCGCCACGAGUCAGUCCUGCGUGGUGUUGUUCUCGCCCGCUUCACUGAAACACUUUCCGGUGUGAGCACCAUCCGCAGCUAUUCGAUGCAAAAUCAAUUCUCUACAUCGCUGCAGCGCGCAAUCGACGACAUGAACAGUGCCAACUUCUUGACAUCUGCCAAUCAGCGAUGGUUGGGCAUGCGCUUGGAUUUCGUUGGUGUCUUACUAAUCGUUACAGCUGGUGUUUUGGUGGUUACCCAGCGCUCUACCCAGAAUCCGGCAAUUUCUGGUGUUGUGCUAAGUUACUCCCUCGGUGCUGCACAGGUUCUGCAAUUUAUCAUCCGCCAAUGGGCUAAUGUGGAGAAUGCGAUGAAUGCCACGGAACGAAUUCACGCUUACGGACCCGGUGACACUCUCCCUAUUGAGGGUAACAACGGUACUCCGCCUGUGGCUGCUCCCGAAUCCUGGCCGGAACAAGGAGGCAUCACGUUUGGAGAUGUGCACAUGCGUUACCGUGAAGGCCUCCCGGAGGUUCUCCGCGGGUUGAACCUUGCCAUCAAACCGGGUGAGCACGUUGCCAUCGUUGGACGCACAGGUGCCGGAAAGUCAUCCCUCAUUGGAGCUCUGUUCCGGACAUGUGAGCUCUCUGGAGGUUGCAUCACCAUAGACGGUGUCGACAUCUCAACAAUUCCAUUGGAUGACCUACGCUCCCGUCUAUCUAUCCAGCCUCAAGACUCAAUCCUCUUCCGCGGAACCGUCCGCAGUAACCUUGACCCGUUGCAGAGGCACACGGAUGAAGAGCUCUGGCUUGCCCUGCGUGGAGCCUGGUUAGCCGAAACCCUCCAGCUAGACGAUACUGUCGAAGAAGAAGGAACCAACUUCUCCCACGGCCAACGCCAGCAACUCGGUCUAGCACGUCUCCUUGUCCGAAACAGCAAGGUAGUUGUAUGCGACGAGGCAACUUCAAGUGUGGAUCUAGAGACAGACGAAAAGAUCCAGCGCACUAUGGUUGAAGCUUUCAAGGGGAAGACUGUGAUUACGGUAGCCCAUCGUAUUCGAACUAUAAUAAAUUAUGACCGCGUGUGUGUUAUGGACAAGGGAUCAAUCGCGGAGCUGGGAACGCCGAGUGAGCUCUGGGAUCUGGGAGGUGUGUUUAGGGGGAUGUGUGAGACGAGUGGGAUCUCGGAAGAAGAGUUGCAGCGAUUUAUCUGA
Messenger RNA from Penicillium odoratum, 4662 nucleotides. RefSeq names its product oligomycin resistance ATP-dependent permease yor1. The coding region runs from base 1 to 4662 and encodes 1553 amino acids. NCBI's taxonomy places the organism in Eukaryota, Fungi, Ascomycota, Eurotiomycetes, Eurotiales, Aspergillaceae. The record is from RefSeq and is a predicted model, not a curated record. The transcript has 2 exons. Gene Ontology annotation, molecular function: ABC-type transporter activity; ATP binding; ATP hydrolysis activity. Gene Ontology annotation, biological process: transmembrane transport. Gene Ontology annotation, cellular component: membrane.